AUGGCAGCUAUUUGGGAGACAGAGAUGAGGGGAGGUCUGUGGUUCAAGGUCAACAAGGUCAAGCUGGUUGCCAAGAGCCCAGCAGAUGCUGGGAGACGGGAGAGGUGGCUGAUUUCUCCUCAGACAUAUAAUUGCAAAGGAAAUAAACAGGACAGUGUGUUCACCAAGGAGGGGAUGACGCAGGAGCUAAAGAACGAACUCAGGGAGGUGAGGGAAGAACUCAAAGAAAAAAUGGAGGAGAUUAAACAGAUUAAGGAUAUAAUGGACAAGGAUUUUGAUAAACUUCAAGAAUUCGUGGAAAUUAUGAGGGAAAUGCAAAAGGAUAUGGAUGAAAAGAUGGAUGUCUUAAUAAACAUACAGAACAACAAGCUACCCCUCCAAAGACGAGCCAAGGAACACCAAGAACUAACGGGAAACAUCGACAUAGACUCUCAGCACAGGCACAGGAAGAUGGAAGAAAGAGCCCCACUGAGCUUUUACAAGAUGAUGGCCUCCCAAAAAUCUAAGAAGGACCCACUGGAGUCUCUGCACCAGUGCAGGAGCUGCUGUGAGAAAUGUUUGUUGUGUGCUCUAAAGACCAACUACAAUCAGGGCAGGAAACUUUCACACCCGGUCUGGGCGCCCUUUUCUCCCUUGGCAUCUGGAGCUGCCUUCUGA
Dipodomys spectabilis (banner-tailed kangaroo rat) is the source of this 657-nucleotide messenger RNA. It is a transcript of the gene Tex35, whose product is annotated as testis expressed 35. The coding region runs from base 1 to 657 and encodes 218 amino acids. The transcript has 8 exons. Lineage: Eukaryota; Metazoa; Chordata; Mammalia; Rodentia; Heteromyidae. The record is from RefSeq and is a predicted model, not a curated record.